GUUUUGAAAAAAAAACAGCUUAAUAUGACCACAAACGGUUAACCCCUCUCUCUUCUCCCUCUCCACACAAACACACACUCUCUUCUAUAGUCUCCUGUUAUAAAACCACCCACUUCCCCCAAAAGAACCAAAGCUGCAGCAUUUACCUCCGCUUGGCUUCUUCCCCUGCCGGCCACCUUUCCGCCGUGCUCCCCACACGCAAGCGGCAACCGCCAUCCAUCCAGCCAGCCAGCCGCGGCGGCGAUGAACGGCUCCGGCAGGGGUACCGCCGGCGGGGAGCCCCGAUGGCCGCCGGAGCGCGACCCGCUGGAGUUCCUCUCCCGGUCCUGGAGCGCGUCCGCCGCCGACGUCUCCCGCGCGCUCGCCGCCGCAGCCUCGCCUCUCACGGCCGGCGCCAUCGCCGAGGACGCCGCCGGGGAGCUCGACGACGCCGGCGCCGGAGCCGCCGGCAGCUCCUUCUCCUUCGCCUCCGCCGCCACCUCGCACCUCAUCAUGGACCGGAUCAUGUCGCACUCGCAAGAGGCGUCGCCGCUGACCUCCGGCCGCCUCUCCCACAGCAGCGGCCCGCUCAUCGGCGGCGGCUCGCUCUCUGACAGCCCGCCGGUCUCGCCGGAAGUUGACGACAGCAGGUUUUACAGAGCAGUGAGCACGCCGAAGGCUCUGCCGCCGGCGCGUGGGGGCAGCAAGACGGUGGGGCGGUGGCUCAAGGACCGGAAGGAGAGGAGGAAAGAGGAGACGCGGGCGCACAACGCGCAGGUCCACGCCGCCGUCUCGGUGGCCACCGUGGCCGCGGCCGUCGCCGCCAUGGCCGCGUCCGCGACGGGGACCGGACGCCGCAGGGACGACAUGGCGGUGGCGUCCGCGGCGACGCUGGUGGCGGCGCAGUGCGUGGAGGCGGCGGAGGCCAUGGGCGCCGAGCGCGACCACCUCGCCGCCGCCGUCGCGUCCGCCGUCAGCGCCCGGACCCCCGGCGACAUCGCCACCAUUACCGCCGCUGCCGCCACCGCACUGCGAGGGGCGGCGACGGUGAGGGCGCGGGUGGCGAAGGAGGCGUGGAACGUGGCAGCGGUGAUCCCGGUGGAGAAGGGCGCCAUGGGAGCUCACAGCCGCGGCCACAGCCAUAUCCAAAUGCAUGGAAGCCAGAGGCAGCAGCAUCACAAUGUGGGCAGCAGCAACAGCAGCAGCUUCAGCGACGACCUGCCGCCGUCGCUGGACCAGGACGUCGACGAGGAAACCAGCUUCCUCGGCAUCGGCUGCCAGGAGCUGCUCGCCCGCGGCACCGAGCUCCUCAAGCGCACCCGCAAAGGAUCGUUGCAUUGGAAGGUUGUCUCGGUGUACAUCAACAGGAGUGGCAUGGUGAUGCUGAAGAUGAAGAGCCGGCAUGUGGCAGGGACCAUCACCAAGAAGAAGAAGAGCGUGGUGGUGGACGUGUGCAGAGAUGUGGCGGCGUGGCCGGGCCGGCACCUGCUACAAGGCGGAGAGCACCGCCGCUACUUCGGCCUCCGGACAGCGGAGCACCGGGUGAUCGAGUUCGAGUGCGCGAGCCAGAGGGACCACGAGAUGUGGACCAAAGGAGUGGCUCGCCUCCUCGCCAUUGUCAACGGGCGCAAGCGCUUCGCUUGACGGUGGCACGCCUCAAAUGGCCGGACGCCGGUGACGAUCGAUCAUCCGGCGGGACAUCAUGGACAGCUAGCGGUGCAACCUUGUGAUCUGAGUGACCUGACUUAGUAAUGUGUUCUUGUAGUUGUUCCCUUUUCUUUGUUUUGAUCUCCUUGAAGUUUUUCUUUCUUACUCUUGUUUAAACUUGAUAAGGUGUGGCAAAUGGCAAUUAACACAAUUCACAAGUGCUUUGCUCCCAUGUUA
Brachypodium distachyon (stiff brome) is the source of this 1863-nucleotide messenger RNA. RefSeq names its product VAN3-binding protein. Lineage: Eukaryota; Viridiplantae; Streptophyta; Magnoliopsida; Poales; Poaceae. Gene Ontology annotation, biological process: leaf vascular tissue pattern formation; auxin-activated signaling pathway; phloem or xylem histogenesis. The transcript has 7 exons. The record is from RefSeq and is a predicted model, not a curated record. The coding region runs from base 244 to 1623 and encodes 459 amino acids.